Pseudophryne corroboree (corroboree frog) is the source of this 3437-nucleotide messenger RNA. RefSeq names its product chromosome transmission fidelity factor 18 (gene CHTF18). Lineage: Eukaryota; Metazoa; Chordata; Amphibia; Anura; Myobatrachidae. The coding region runs from base 101 to 3097 and encodes 998 amino acids. The transcript is spliced from 22 exons. Gene Ontology annotation, molecular function: ATP hydrolysis activity; ATP binding. The record is from RefSeq and is a predicted model, not a curated record.
CAGUUGCCAGGACACAAGAUGGCGGCCGCGGCGUCACCAGGAAGGAAGAGGCUGGUGGUUGGCGGGAAUCCUGUCCUGGUGCCGAGGGUACUGAGGAGACAUGGAUGAGUACGAUCUGUACGGGAUAGAGGAUGACUACGAGGCACAGUUCUCCGACGAGCUGGAGGUGCUGGCAGGGCUGGAAGAGGACGUACCUUCUCGCCCGGUUCCGAAAACAUCACAGUUUCGCCAGAAACCAUCGUUUGAAGAGGCGAUUACUUCUGCUGACCACGUGAGGAGCACAGGGAGCCGCAAGCUUGGCCAGGAGAGUAAUGGCAGCCUUACCGCCGAGAAGUCUAAGAAGCGGGAUGCUGGCUCCCUCCACGAGAUGGAAGUGGAUGAAUUCUCGGACAGCUUCUAUGAUCCUCCUAUCACUCCAAAACACAAGCGCCCGAGGAUAGAUGCUGUUAAGAAGCUGGACUUUGAUGCAGAUGAUCUGUCUGUGGACAUCACAGAGAUAAGUGACGACAUCACCCCACCGCCCUCCCCAGGACCCACUCAGAAGAGAAAUGAAAGGAAUCCAAAGUUUCUUAGCUGCGAUGAUCUUGAGGUGAGUGACAUGGCACCUAUACAAGAGACGCCUAAUAAAGCAGAUGAGAAGCGUGUGCUCAAACGCCCUCCCGUCUUAGAGGACUACAUCCAUGUAACGUCUAGUGAUGGCUCCAGAUUCUACAUGGCCUUGAAGGAGGACCAGGAUGUGACAGGGGUUGAGGACCUCUCAAAACAUGGGGGGCUUAGCUGGAGAGGAGAGCAGCAGCUGCAUCUUUUGGGGGUCCCAUUCUCCUAUCUGAAGGAGCAGGUAGCAGACGAGCGCCGGAGGCAGGUGUUGGAGGAGUCGCAGCGUCUUACAGACAUGUUGAACAGCCAAAUGAAUGACUUUGCGGAGGCUGAACAUGAGGCUUUAGAGGUUGGUGCCAUAGAGGAGGAGGAUGAAGAGGGAGGCAAUACGUCGCCUCACAGUCUGUGGGUUGACCGAUAUACGCCGAGACAUUACACAGACCUACUCAGCGAUGAUUAUACCAAUCGCUGCCUCCUGAAAUGGCUGAAGCUGUGGGACACCAUGGUCUUUGGUAAAGAGAAGGUGGCAAAGAAGAUAAAAGCAAACACAGAACAGCAUGUCAAUUUCAAGUCCCAGAAGGAGCAGCCGAGCAAGUGGAAGACCAAAGCCCAGAUCACAGAGGAGAUCCUGGAGGCAGAACUAGAUCAGCAUAACAGGCCCAAAAACAAGGUUGCAUUGCUCUGCGGCCCUCCUGGCCUAGGGAAAACGACACUGGCACAUGUUAUUGCAAAGCAUGCUGGGUACAACGUCGUGGAACUGAAUGCCAGCGAUGAUCGCAGUCCAGAAAUCUUCAGAACACGUAUAGAGGCGGCGACUCAAAUGAAAUCUGUUCUGGGACUUAAUGAGCGGCCCAACUGCCUGAUUAUUGAUGAAAUUGAUGGCGCACCCACAGUCUCGAUCAACAUGCUGCUGAGUUUGAUCAACCGUAAAGAUGGCAAGGACGCAGAGUCUAGUAGUGAAGCGGCACCAUUGAAGAAGAAGAAGAAAGAGGGCGGCUUGAUGCUAAGACCCAUCAUCUGUAUCUGCAAUGACCAGUAUGUCCCGUCACUCCGCCAGCUGAGACAGCAAGCCUUCAUGCUCAAUUUCCCGCAGACGCUGCCCUCCAGGCUGGUGCAAAGGUUAUAUGAGAUCACCAUUAGACAAGGGAUGAAAUCAGACACGGGCGCAUUGAUGGCGCUGUGUGAGAAGACGGAGAAUGACAUAAGGUCCUGCAUUAAUACGCUGCAGUUCCUGCAUGGACGAGGGAAGAAGGAGCUGAACAUGCGCACAGUCCAGACCAUGAAGAUCGGGCUGAAGGAUCAGAACAAGGGCCUAUUUACUGUGUGGCAGGAGAUCUUCCAGCUCCCCAAAGUCCAAAGAAAGCACGUCGGUCAGGAUAUCUCCACUUCAGACCUGCAGCACGUUCCAGGAAAUUAUACUGACUCCCUCAAUGCGUUGGGCAGAACGCCGCUAAGUGCUAUGGCCCAAAGAUUUCACCAUAUCUUGCACCUUACCACUGCCACGGGAGAGUAUGAGAAGCUAACAAUGGGGUUAUAUGAUAACUUUUUAAACAUGAAAGUGAAGGAGUCCAGUUUCGGCAUGGUGUGUUCAGCACUGGACUGGCUGGAGUUCACAGACAUCGUUAAUUCCACUAUAAUGCAUGGGCAGAACUUCCAGCUCAUGAGAUACCUGCCCUUCCUCCCAGUUGCCUUCCAUCUCUUCUUUGCCACCUCCAACAUACCCCGCAUUGCUUAUCCCAAUGCCCACUACGAGGCCCAGUCUAAACUGAAUCAGAUGCAGAAUACUCUGCAUGCCAUGUUAUCUGAGAUCACGCCUGCCAUCCGCACACGCGUGGGACCGGAUUCCUUGGUACUGGAUGCUCUGUGCCUUCUGCUUGAUGUCAUCUCUCCGAAGCUCCGCCCAGUGAAUACACAGCUGUACAGUAUGAAAGAGAAGCAGCAGCUGGCAGACCUGAUUAACACCAUGCUGGCCUAUAACCUGACGUACCACCAGGAACGCACCAUGGACGGGCAGUAUGUCUACAAGCUGGAUCCAAACGUUGAGGACGUUUGCCGUUUUCCAGAUCUCCCGGCUCGCAAGCCGCUCACUUACCAGGCCAAGCAACUCAUCUCCCGUGAGAUUGAGCUAGAGAAGAUGAGGAGGUCGGAGGCCUUUCAGCAGGCGCGGAACGUCGGAAGGGAUGCUAAUAACAAACUGGGAGAUGUCGCCAAGGAUAACAGUGCAGCAAAGCCCACCUCCAAACCUGGGACCUUAAACCAUGAGCAACGCCUAGAGCAUAUUGUGAAGAAGACGACAUUUGAGGAGAAGCCUGAAAAGGAUUUCUUUGGACGCCAGAUAGUCAAGAAAGAGGUUUCUACGCUUACAGGCAACACAAACCAGGAGGAUUCUGUGGAGAAAAAGAUAGGGACAGCAGUUGGGAACAGCCACGUCUGGUUUCGCUUUAACGAAGGGGUAUCGAAUGCUGUGCGGAGGAAUGUGUGCAUUAAGGACUUGUUAUGAAGAUUUGGUGUAACUUAAGACUGUUACGCAUCAAGGAAAGGCAUGAGAACAUCGUAUAUAGCGUCACCCAGCUGUUGCCUGGCAGGAGUGUCGCUGCCAUACUGUGAUGGAAGACUGGAAUGUUUACCUGGACACUUUAUAUACACGUGGGCUGUACACAAAAGCCGCACACUCAGUACCUGUCCGCACCGGCGUAAAGUCAUUUCAGGAACAGAUCGCUCCCAGAUGGCCUGUCUACAACCAAGAGGGUUCAGUGCAGGAUACAUUUUUGUAAUGUUUAUAAUAUAAUAAAUUGAGUUCAUAUAAUGGGGUUAUACUUUUUACCCUUUUGUCCCGUUAA